Thamnophis sirtalis is the source of this 4026-nucleotide messenger RNA. Lineage: Eukaryota; Metazoa; Chordata; Lepidosauria; Squamata; Natricidae. The record is from RefSeq and is a predicted model, not a curated record.
AUGCUCAAUCCCACCCCCUUCUCCUCUGCUUCCAAGGCCCUGGUCAUCAGCAAUUCGGCCCGGAAGACCUCCACGGUGGGGGAGAUCGUCAACCUGAUGUCGGUGGAUGCCCAGCGCUUCAUGGACCUGGCGACCUACAUCAACAUGGUGUGGUCGGCCCCCUUCCAAGUGAUGCUGGCCCUCUACUUGCUGUGGCAGAAUCUGGGCCCUUCCGUGUUGGCUGGCGUGGCCGUCAUGCUGCUCCUGGUGCCUGUGAAUGCGGUGAUAGCGAUGAAGACCAAGACCUACCAGGUGGCCCACAUGAAGAGCAAGGACAGCCGCAUCAAGCUGAUGAACGAGAUCCUGAACGGGAUCCGAGUGCUGAAGCUCUACGCCUGGGAGCUGGCCUUCAAGCGGAAAGUGCUGGAGAUCCGGCAGGAGGAGCUGAAGGUCCUCAAGAAAUCCGCCUACCUGGCGGCCAUCGGCACCUUCACCUGGGUCUGCGCCCCGUUCCUGGUUGCUCUGUCCACCUUCGCCGUUUACGUGUCCGUUUCGGAAAAGAACAUCCUGGACGCCCAGAAGGCCUUCGUGUCCUUGGCCCUCUUCAACAUCCUCCGCUUCCCCCUCAACAUCCUCCCCAUGGUGGUCAGCAGCAUCGUGCAAGCCAGCGUGUCCCUGAAGCGUCUCCGGGUGUUCCUGUCCCAUGAAGAGCUGGACCCCGACAAUGUCAUCCGAGGGAACCUCCGGAAUGCGGGCAGCAACAGCGUCAGCGUGCGGAGUGCCUCCUUCAGCUGGUCACGGACGGAGCCCCCCGUGCUGAGCAGCAUCAACCUGGCCAUCCCGGAGGCCUCCCUGGUGGCCGUGGUGGGGCAGGUCGGCUGCGGCAAAUCCUCCCUCCUGGCGGCUCUUCUGGGGGAAAUGGAGAAGCAGGAGGGGCACGUCUCCCUCAAGGGCUCCGUGGCUUUCGUCCCCCAGCAAGCCUGGAUCCAGAACGCCACCUUGAUGGAGAACAUUCUCUUUGGGCGGGAGCUGAACGGGGGGCUCUACCAGCGGGUGCUCGAGGCCUGUGCGUUGCUGCCCGACCUGGAGCUCUUCCCUUCGGGAGACCAGACGGAGAUUGGAGAGAAGGGGGUGAACCUGUCGGGCGGCCAGAAGCAGAGGGUCAGCCUGGCCCGGGCCGUCUAUGCCGACACUGACAUUUACCUGCUGGAUGACCCCUUGUCGGCCGUGGAUGCCCACGUCGGGAAGCACAUUUUCGACAAAGUCAUUGGGCCGAAGGGCCUCCUGAGACACAAAACCCGGAUCCUGGUGACGCACGGGGUCAGCUACCUGCCGCUGAUGGACACCGUCGUCGUCUUGUCCGAAGGCAAAAUAUCGGAGAUGGGGUCCUACCAAGAGCUUCUCAAGCAAGACCGGGCCUUCGCGGAGUUCCUGCGCACGUACGCCGGGGCGGAUCACAGUGCGGCUGGCGAAGAGACCCCCGGUCUGGUCCCAAAGGAAGAGAAGCUGCUGGAGAACGGGGUCCUCGCCAGCGAAAACUCGGUCCAAGUGAGGAGGCAGCUGAGCUGCUCCUCGACCUACAGCAGCGACACGGAGAAGUCCCUGGCCCAGAACAGCCUGGCCCAGGCUCAGAAGGCGCCGGACGGCAAGAACACCUGGAAAUUAACCGAAGCGGACACUGCGCAGACGGGGAAAGUGAAGACGACCGUCUACUGGGAGUACAUGAAGGCCAUCGGGCUGGGCAUCGCCUUCCUCAGCAUCUUCCUCUUCCUCUGCAACCACGUGGCCUCCCUGGCCUCCAACUACUGGCUCAGCCUGUGGACAGACGACCCCGUCCUCAAUGGGACGCAGCAGCACACCAACAUGCGCCUGGGGGUCUAUGGCGCCCUGGGAAUCUCUCAAGGUGUGGCCGUGUUUGGCUACUCCAUGGCGGUUUCCGUGGGGGGCAUCUUUGCUUCCCGCCGCCUCCACCUCGACCUGCUGCACCACGUCCUGCGGUGCCCAGUGAGCUUUUUCGAGCAGACGCCCAGCGGGAACCUGGUCAACCGCUUCUCCAAGGAGAUGGACAUCAUUGACUCCACCCUGCCGCAGGUCAUCAAGAUGUUCAUGGGCUCGCUCUUCAACGUGCUGGGCGCCUGCGUCAUCAUCCUGCUGGCCACGCCGAUUGUAGCCGUGGUCAUCCCGCCCCUGGGCCUCAUCUACUUCUUCGUGCAGCGCUUCUACGUUGCCACCUCGCGCCAGCUGAAGCGCCUGGAGUCGGUCAGCCGCUCCCCGAUCUACUCGCACUUCAACGAGACCCUGCUGGGCGUCAGCGUCAUCCGUGCCUUCGGAGAGCAGAAGCGGUUCAUCAGGCAGAGCGACCUGAAAGUGGACGAGAACCAGAAGGCCUACUACCCCAGCAUCGUGGCCAACCGGUGGCUGGCUGUCCGGCUGGAGUCGGUGGGCAACUGCAUCGUCCUUUUCGCAGCCCUGUUUGCCGUCAUCGCUCGCCACAGCCUGAGUGCCGGGCUGGUGGGCCUGUCCAUCUCCUACUCACUACAGAUCACCACCUACUUAAACUGGCUGGUCCGAAUGUCCUCCGAGAUGGAGACCAACAUUGUAGCUGUGGAGAGAGUGAAGGAAUACUCGGAGAAGGAGAAAGAGGCCGAGUGGACCUCUGCGCCAGCGGCUGCCCCGCCCGGCUGGCCUCAAGAAGGGCGGGUGGAGUUCCGGGGUUACAGCCUCCGCUACCGGAGCGACAUGGACCCUGUGCUGCGGGACAUCUCCAUCGUGGUCCAGGGAGGGGAGAAAGUGGGCAUAGUCGGAAGGACGGGGGCCGGGAAGUCCUCCCUGAUGCUGGGCUUGUUUCGGAUCAAAGAGGCGGCGGAAGGAGAGAUCCUCAUUGACGGGAUCAACAUUGCCAAAAUUGGGCUCCACGACCUUCGCUUCAAGAUCACCAUCAUCCCCCAGGAUCCCAUCCUGUUUUCCGGCUCCUUACGCAUGAAUCUGGACCCCUUUGACCAGUAUUCUGACGACGACGUCUGGCUGUCGCUGGAGCUGGCUCACCUGAAGGCCUUCGUCUCCUCCCUGCCCAAUAAGCUCCUGCACGAGUGUUCGGAGGGCGGGGAGAACCUCAGCGUGGGUCAACGGCAGCUGGUGUGCCUUGCCCGGGCCCUGCUGCGGAAAUCCAAAAUCCUGGUUUUGGACGAGGCCACGGCCGCGGUGGAUCUGGAGACGGACAGCCUCAUCCAGUCGACGAUCCGGACUCAGUUUGAGGGCUGCACGGUCCUGACCAUCGCGCACCGUUUGAACACCAUCAUGGACUACACGCGGGUGAUCGUCCUGGAGAGAGGCAGGAUCGUGGAGUGCGGGGCUCCUGCUGACCUCAUCGAGAGCAGGGGCGUCUUCUGCAACAUGGCCAAAGAUGCCGGCUUGGUUUGACCAGGUGAAGCCGGCCUUCCCCCACCCCCACCCAUGCCCAGGGAGAAGCACAGGCAGGCCGGCACACGACCCGUUCUGCAGAAAGGGCAGUAGAACAGAGGCUUCCUCCUCCUCCUCCUCCUCCUCCUCGCUCGAGAGGAGCAGCACGGGGGCUUGGGGCACAGAAGGGCCCCCCUGACUUGAAGGAGUAUCUUGCUGGGAUCACCGUCUGCACCAAAAAAAUUAUCUUAUUCUGGUGAUGGGAGAAAGGAUGCAGAGAAGCAUCUGCAGCAGAUUCCGAAAAGGCCCUUCUGGUUUCCUGUUUCCUUCAAGGGUUACACAAGGUUCAGAUGCAGAAGAGCAAACCUCCUCUUCCCCCCCCCACCCCCCAGGGCAGGUUCAGCCCCAGCCGCCUUCGCAGCUCCCCUGGCACUGCCUGGUCACCUGCGAAGGGAAGGGAGGCCUCUGCCAGCCUGGGAGUUUAGAAACUUCCGUUUGAAUAAUGUGGACCUUUUUUUUAAAGGGAAAACACUCUAGAGAUCUCUUUUCAUAGAAGAUAAUUAUUUAAUUUUUGUAAAUAAAUUUCUCUGAAGUUCAGCAGACUGAAAUGUUCUUUGGUACUUUUGUAGUAAAGUUUUUGAGUUAAAA